Molecule: messenger RNA, 1014 nt
Organism: Nyctereutes procyonoides (raccoon dog)
Lineage: Eukaryota; Metazoa; Chordata; Mammalia; Carnivora; Canidae
Gene: PSMA5
Product: proteasome 20S subunit alpha 5
Exons: 9
Coding region: 122-847 (241 amino acids)
Biological process (GO): proteasome-mediated ubiquitin-dependent protein catabolic process
Cellular component (GO): proteasome core complex; proteasome core complex, alpha-subunit complex; nucleus
Source: RefSeq, a predicted model, not a curated record
AAGCGCACGCGCGGUCGGGAGCAGGGCCUCGCGCUGUGGUGGUGCGGGCGAGCUGGGUGCCGGCGGGCUCGUGUUGGCUCUCAAAGACCCCGCGUAGCCGCUGCCGCCUUCUGCCCUCGCCAUGUUCCUCACUCGGUCUGAGUACGACAGGGGCGUGAAUACUUUUUCUCCUGAAGGAAGAUUAUUUCAAGUGGAAUAUGCCAUUGAAGCUAUCAAGCUUGGUUCUACAGCCAUUGGGAUCCAGACAUCAGAGGGUGUAUGCCUAGCUGUGGAGAAGAGAAUUACCUCCCCACUCAUGGAGCCAAGCAGCAUUGAGAAAAUUGUAGAGAUCGAUGCUCACAUAGGUUGUGCCAUGAGUGGGCUAAUUGCUGAUGCUAAGACUUUAAUUGAUAAAGCCAGAGUGGAGACACAGAACCAUUGGUUCACCUACAAUGAGACAAUGACAGUGGAAAGUGUGACUCAAGCUGUGUCCAAUCUAGCUCUACAGUUUGGUGAAGAAGAUGCAGAUCCAGGUGCCAUGUCUCGUCCCUUUGGAGUAGCACUGUUAUUUGGAGGAGUUGAUGAGAAAGGACCUCAGCUGUUUCAUAUGGACCCAUCUGGAACCUUUGUACAGUGCGAUGCUAGAGCAAUUGGCUCUGCUUCAGAGGGUGCCCAGAGCUCCUUGCAAGAAGUUUACCACAAGUCUAUGACACUGAAAGAAGCUAUCAAGUCUUCACUCAUCAUCCUCAAGCAAGUAAUGGAGGAGAAGCUGAAUGCAACUAAUAUAGAGCUAGCCACGGUGCAGCCUGGCCAGAAUUUCCACAUGUUCACAAAGGAAGAACUCGAAGAGGUUAUCAAGGACAUUUAAAGAAGCAUGAUCCUCAGAACUUCUCUGGGACAAUUUCAGUUCUCUUAAAUGCUUUUAACUUUUAAUUCCAGCUUCUGUUCCUCGGAAGAGAUCCAGUGUAUGUGCAUUUUUUUAUGAUGUCUGUACAUAAAGGCAGUUCUGAAAUAAAAAUUUCAAAUUUGUUAAUA